UGGGGAUUUGACAUCCCCAACAGAUUGCCUGUCAAAAUUUGUCAUUAGUGAGUGCAUAAUUAUUAUUACUACAGGACAUUUAUGGAGAUUGUUGAAUCUUCAUCGAAUGCAUUAUAAGAUUUCAUUAGUGAAUGGUCUUUCAACAUCGCAAAUAUUUACAAUUAACUGGUUGCUGAGUCGUGAUCAAUGUCAUGUUUCUCGAGUCUCUUAUUACUACAAAUCGAAUUCUGUCGAUCAAGUUGAUGUGUUCUGUAUUUAUAUUCUCAUAAUUGUAUUUUAUUUGGGAAAAUACUGAAAAACUGGUCUGCUAAGUUCUAUGAACAAUAACUUGAGCAUGCUUAGAAUCUGUUUCUUUUUCCUUCUAAAUGCGAGAAGCUGCCUCAGGACCGAUCAGCAUCGGUGUCUAACAUUAGGAGAUGUGAUAUUCAAAUUUGUUAACAACUUUAAUUAUAUCAGAAGUCUCAUCAAACCUGGUGGAUUGGUGGAAUACAAUAUCUCAACACGGAUAUAAAAUGCUCACCUGACUUUUGACAACUUUCUCUACUUGUCGCAUUGGUGAGAAGUUCGUACACAAAUCAAGAGAGAACUUAUGGUAAAUGGUGGCGCAUUAGUCCAAGUAGUUUAAAACCAAUCAAUUUAACACCAGAUGAUAAUGAUAAUUAUACAAGUGAAGAUUAUGUUGAUUUAUACUUUGAUAUACCAGUAAUACCACUGUGUUUACAAAUUUAUGAAACUUAUAAUCCAGGUGCUAUUGUACGUAUUUCAGCUUGUUAUAGACAUCAACCAGAGAAUAGUCCAGUUAAUCUACGUAAACUUCAAUGGAUUACAUUAUGGAAAUUAAAUUAUUCUAAUCAUGAUAAAAAUCAAUUAUUUCAACUUCAACAUAUCGAUGAUAAUGAUGAUGACCACGACCAUUACCGUAUACGACGACAACAACAACGACAACUUCAGUUAACUUAUCAUUCUAAUAAUGUAUGCACUACUUUAGCUUGUCCAGAUAUUGUUAAUUGUAGAACACGAUCAAUAUCUAAUAUGUAUUCUGACAGAUACCUACCUGCAUUACCAUAUGAUGAUGAAAAUGCAUUUACAGUUCAAUAUUCAGAAUAUCUCCCUCAAUCACGUAUUUUUCAACCACAAUUGUCCAAUAUUCGACCAUAUCCAACAGACUUAAUACGAAUUGAAUUUGAUAGUACACGAUGUAGAUAUUAUACACAAAUUGAUGCUGUACGUUUAUCUGGUUGGGCUGAAUUAGCAGAUACUAUUAUAUCACGAUGGCCUGGACAAUUGGAAGCCUCAUCAUCAUCAUCAUUAUCAAUUGGUGUCAAUACAGAUAGUGUAGAACAAUCAAAUAAUCGUUCACAAAAUACUUUAUCAUUUUUUUCUGAUUUAUUAAGACCGUGUACACCACGAUUAAGAGCAUCAUCAUAUAAUCUAACCGAUGAGCCAAUGGAUCUAUCGUUCUCAGAUGCUAGCUUACUUGAAUCAUCACCAAAGCAAUUAGCUGAUGAAAAUAUUGAUGAAGAUAAAUCUUCUACAUCAUCAUCGGCAUUAUUACCAAUCUGUAUUCGUCGUAAAUCUUCUGGUUUAAUUCAGAUACCACCAGUUGGAAUGAAUUUAUUAUUAUUACAAAGUAGAAAUUUAGUUGCAUUACCACCAGGUACAAUUUGUCAAUCUUCAUUAUUUGGUCUGACCUAUUUAAAUGAAGAUGCAUUAUGGCGUCAUGGUCCAUUAACUCGUUUACCGUAUGAAGUUUUACUUCAUAUUUUCUCUUUUUUGGGCUUAAGAAGUUUACUUCGUUGCGCAUGUGUAUCUCGACAAUUCCGUUGUUUAGUUAAAGAUACCCUUGCCAAUAUGACUAGUAUUGAUCUUCAAUCAUUUUGGCCAAUAUUAAAUGAUUCAACAUUAAUAAGUUUAGGUAAACGUCUUGGUCAAGUUAAUUUAACUGAAAGAGCAGUUGCUGAAUAUUAUACAACAGGUCAAUCAUUAGUUGCACCAAUCACUUUAUUACGUCGUCAAUGUAGAGAAGAAGAAAGGAAUAAUGAUGAGAUUGAAAAUCAAUAUGUAGCUAAUCAACAGCACAGUUUAAACACACGUUACACUUACCGUGCACAUACACCAUUUGCUGCACGAGUACGUAGUUAUAGUUCGAAUGCUACUGCACGUUUACUUAAUCAUACCAGGUUAUUGGAUUCCAUUCCAUCCGAUGGUCCAGCAGCAGAAGCAUUACAAAUACAAACAGAUGAAUUAAAUAAAAGUGAUUAUUUUGAAUUGCCAAACUCUCAUUUGAGACGUUUGGAUAUGUCAUGGUGUGGAAACUAUUCUAUGAUAUCACCAACUGCAUUUGGUCAUUUUCUUACCGAUGCUUGUCGUUAUUUAACUACAUUACGUUUGUCGAGUUGUAAAUUUCUUAAUGAUGAUUGCUUGUUACAUAUUGUCAAUACUUGUCCAUAUAUAAAAGAACUUGAUUUAUCAUCAUGUCUUGGUAUUACAUCAUAUGGUUUUUUAACAUUGGGUCGAUUAAUUCAUUUACAAUGGAUAUCCCUUUAUCGUACACAUAUUACUGAUAAUGGUUUAGCCAUAUUAGCUGAAUUAUGUCAAUAUUUAAAACAUGUUAAUCUUGGUUCAUGUAUAGAUAUCAAUGAUAUUGAUCAUAUAUUACAUAAUCUAACAAGAAAUAAUCCAAAUUUACGUUCAUUAAACUUAUGGCGAUGCAAUAGUUUAACUGCCAUAGGGAUAUCGUCUAUAUCAGAACAUUGUUUACAAUUAGAAGAAUUAGACAUUGGUUGGUGUCGUAAUGUAGUUUCAACACAAGAAUCAAAUUGUAUUGUACAUUUAACUAGUCGUGUUCAACAUUUGAAGAAAUUAUUCUUAACCGGAACAAACCUCCUCAAUUCUGAAGAACUCUUAUUAAUUAGUCAAUAUGUAGGUGCUACAUUAGAACAAUUAGAUAUCCAUGGUUCAACAAAUAUUACAAUCUCUGCUAUUACUUCUAUACUUAAUCAAUGUUCAAAAUUAAAAUUAUUAGAUGUAUCAUUUUGUCCAGAAAUUCAUUCAGGUAAUUUAAUUAAACUACGGUAUUUAUAUCCAUUUUGUACAAUUAUCGACUCAAUACCGGAUAUGAAUGCAGAAAUAUUAGGGAAUCAACUGCCUGAAAUGAUUAUUGAUGAAGUAGAUGAUAUGGAUGAAGAGAAUAUCAUAAGAAAUCAUGAACCAUUAGCAUUACCUGCACCAAAUCCAUUACAAGCUAUUGAUGCUCAUAAUUAUUGGAUUCAUUAGUCUAUGUGUGUGUGUGUGUGUGUGUGUGUGUGUGUGUGUAAAGUAACACUUUGUUCCAGAUUCAUUUGAACACUGAUUUACUUUCCAAGUAAGCAGUUUCCUUUCUUUUCUUUUGUUUAUGUUUUUUUUUCUCGUUUCCCUGAUGUUUAUUAUUUUAAUUUGUAUAUUUUAUUUCGAAAUUCCGCUUUAUUUUGUUGUGCAUUUAAAAAAAGUCAAUGUGUUUUAAUUUGUUGUGAACGAAUAGAUUGGAGACAAUAUAUAAAUUGAUCUAUUGUGUUU
Molecule: messenger RNA, 3555 nt
Organism: Schistosoma rodhaini
Lineage: Eukaryota; Metazoa; Platyhelminthes; Trematoda; Strigeidida; Schistosomatidae
Source: the annotation of a GenBank genome assembly